Adineta ricciae is the source of this 1482-nucleotide messenger RNA. The record is from the annotation of a GenBank genome assembly. Lineage: Eukaryota; Metazoa; Rotifera; Eurotatoria; Adinetida; Adinetidae.
AUGGCCAGUGCAAUCGCAUCGAAUCGAUGUUCAAUCUGUGAAAAAAAUGCAGCUAUGUGUAACUGUGUCGGAUGUCAAGCAUUCUUUUGCAUAAAACAUUUCAAUGAACAUCGACAACAAUUAUCUUUACAAUAUGAUCAGGAUGUAAUAGAACCUUGCGAUCGAUUAGUUGAACAAAUCAAUCAGGCGCAGAAUUCAAACGAUACCUCGUUCGAACACUUCGUCACUAUCGAUCAAUGGGAGGCUUCGACGAUGGAUAUAGUAAAAAGAACAGCGAAUAGAGCUCGUGAGCAACUCACUCGAUUGCUCGACGACGAGAAAGAGUUGCUAAGAAAGCAAUUUGACAGGUUAACACAAGAAAUUCGUCGACAGCGAGAAGAAGAUGAAUUUGCUGAAGAAGACAUAACAAGAUUUCGAACGAAGAUCAAUAAAUUGCAGCAAGCCCUUCAACAAUCAGCUCAACCAAACAAUAUUAAUGUAAUCGCGUCACAACUUGGUCAGGUUGAUUGGAAUCAUCUCAUCUAUGUUGAGAAACAACCAGAAAAGAUAUUACCACGUUCGACUUGCAUCGAUUUCAAUGCCCAAUGGAUCAAAGAUGGGCUAACGGUAGCCGGUGGCAAUGGACGAGGCGAAAAACUGAAUCAAUUGAAUGCACCACAAGGAAUCUGUGUUGAUAACGACGAUCAGAGCGUGUAUAUCACUGAUUGGUGCAACCAUCGCAUUGUUCGAUGGAAACCGAAUCAAACAGCAGGACAAAUCGUUGCUGGUGGAAAUGGAGCGGGAAGUGGACCAAAUCAACUUAAUAAUCCGCUAGAUGUUAUUCUCGAUCACGAAAGAAACAAUUUUAUUAUUUGUGACUCUGGAAAUAAACGAAUUGUCAGAUGGCCUUGUCGAGAUGCACAUAGCGGACAAACAAUAAUUUCGAACAUCGAUAGUCGAGGUUUAGCGAUAGAUGAUAGAGGAUAUCUUUACGUUUCUGACUACACAAAGAAUGAGGUGAGACGCUGGCAAAUAGGCGAAGUUGAAGGCACUUUAGUUGCUGGUGGCAAUGGGAGAGGUCGCGCACUCAAUCAACUAAAUGGUCCGCAAGGCAUAUUCGUGGAUGAGGAUCAUUCGAUAUAUGUAUCCGAUAUGAAUAACUAUCGUGUUAUGAAAUGGACAGACGGAGCAAAAGAAGGGACCAUCGUAGCAGGCGGUCAAAGUAAAGGAGAUGACCUUACACAAUUGUCAUCACCUUAUGGAGUGGUUGUCGAUCGGUUGGGAACGGUCUACAUUGUAGAUUGUGGCUGCUGUCGAAUCGUACGAUGGUGCAACGGAUCGAAAGCAGGUAGUAUAGUUGUGGGUGGUAAUGGCUGUGGAGAUAAAAUAAAUCAACUGAACUAUCCAACAGGGUUUGCUUUUGAUCGAUUCGGUAAUAUCUACGUUUCGGACAAUGGGAAUAACCGAAUACAAAAAUUUAAUAUCUAUUCCAAUUCAUGCUGA